Molecule: messenger RNA, 1279 nt
Organism: Nyctereutes procyonoides (raccoon dog)
Lineage: Eukaryota; Metazoa; Chordata; Mammalia; Carnivora; Canidae
Gene: GDPD3
Product: glycerophosphodiester phosphodiesterase domain containing 3
Exons: 10
Coding region: 257-1219 (320 amino acids)
Biological process (GO): glycerophospholipid catabolic process
Cellular component (GO): endoplasmic reticulum membrane
Molecular function (GO): phosphoric diester hydrolase activity; phosphatidylcholine lysophospholipase A1 activity
Source: RefSeq, a predicted model, not a curated record
GGAGAGCAGGGUGCUGGGGUCUGUGAAAGGUCUAAAGGUGGGAGAGCCAGGGCUGCUGGAGUCUCUACUCCUGCCUUUCCCCCAUCCCCAGCUGAGCACUGCAGCCUGGCCUGAGGCCAGGAGCAGGCUCAGCAGGUCCCAGGGGUGUGGUGGCGACCAGUGGCAGAGCCAGCCUACACCGGGUAGGCAGUCAGCAGAGGCAGCACAGUACAUCAGGAGCGUCUGGGUUCACUCGGCGGGAGCCCAGCGAGGCAGCAUGACCAUGAGCCCUCUGCUGUACUAUGCCCUACCCACCCUGGGCGGCUAUGUCAUGCUCUCCAUCUUCUUCCUGCGCCGGCCUCGCCUGCUGCACACACCCUGGGCUCCAGCCUUCUUGCCGCGCCUGGGGGCCCACCGGGCAGGAUCUGGAGAGCGACUGGAACACACCAUAGAAGCCAUGGAGAACUCCAUGGCCCAGCGAUCCGACUUCCUGGAGCUUGACUGCCAGCUGACACGGGAUGGUGUGGUGGUGCUGUCCCACGACGAGAACCUGUCUCGCCAGUCAGGCGUGAAUAGGGAUGUGAGCAGCUUGGACUUUGAGGAGCUGCCCCUCUACAAGGAGGAGCUGGAAGUUUACUUCUCACCAGGACACUUUGCACAUGGGUCAGAUCGGCGUAUGGUGAGUCUGGAGGAUGUGUUCCGGAGGUUCCCUCGGAUGCCCAUGAGCGUGGAGGUCAAAAAGGGAAAUGAAGAACUCAUUAACAAGAUAGCGGGCCUGGUGAGGCACUUUGACCGCAAUGAAAUCACCAUCUGGGCCUCGGAAAAGAGCUCAAUCAUGAAGAAGUGCAGGGCUGCUAACCCCGAGAUGCCAUUCGCCUUCACGAUAACCCGAGGAUUGUGGUUGGUGCUGCUCUAUUACCUGGGGCUGCUGCCCUUCGUCCAUAUCCCGGAGAGGUUUUUCAUCUGCUUCUUGCCCACCAUCAUCAAUAGGACCUACUUCCCAUUUCCCUGCUCUGGGCUGAACAAGCUGGCGGCUAUGGUUUCCAAAUGGUUAAUCAUGAGGAAAAGCCUGAUCCAACACCUGGAACAGCGAGGAGUGCAGGUGAUCUUUUGGUGCCUUAAUGAAGAGUCGGACUUUGAAGCAGCCUACAGCCUGGGGGCCACCGGGGUCAUGACCGAUUACCCCACAGCCCUGAGGCACUACCUGGACAAUCACCGAGGAGCUGCCCAGGCCUCCUAAAAGCCCAGAAAACCUCACCCUCUUGUCUAGGUCUCUUUCCCAAUAAAUAUCCUCUUUUGA